AAUGUCAUCAAAUAAAAACAAGAUUCAAUGUGACCUCGUGAUUUUUCAGUUUUUGUUUGAAAUUGAAACGAGAUAAGAGAUUGCUUAUAACAGUAAUUCAUUUUUCUUUCAGAACAUAUAUCUACGAUUUCUGAAUUAAACUGCUUGUGUUAGUUUACGUACGACUAUUGGGAGCAAAUAGUAAUUAAAAUUAUGCAGUCAUUAGGCCGAUUUUGGAGAUCUAAUGUUUGCACUUCGUUUUAUGCCUAACCUCAUCAUAAGUCGCCAAUAAAUCGGUGGUAAAGCUAGGUACUUCAAUAUGAGAGUCCCUAGAGCCUACAACCCGAGGAUUCAGGAACGGAUUUUAAAACGUUUUGGACUAUACAAUAGAGUUUUACCAGAAGCAACCACACCAAGUAGAAUUGUACCAGAGCAUAUUCCAAGGCCAGACUACAUUUCAGUGACAGAAAAAUUUGUGGUACCAAAAGUGCCAGAAAUAAAAAAUGCUGAACAGAUAGAAGGCAUGCAAAGAAGCUGCAAACUUGCUGCAAGUAUACUGCAGAGAAUAGAAGAAUUUAUCCAGCCAGGAGUAACAACAGAUGAUGUGGAUGAACUGGCCCAUAAAUUGUGUAUUCAAGCAGAGGCUUAUCCAUCACCAUUACAAUAUAAUGGCUUUCCAAAGAGUAUUUGUACAUCAGUCAACAAUGUGGUUGUCCAUGGUAUACCAGACUUGAGGCCUCUAGAAAAUGGAGAUAUUGUAAAUGUAGAUGUUACGGUAUUCUAUAAAGGCUUCCAUGGAGACUGUUCCAAAACAUUUUUAGUUGGUGAUGUGGACGACAGAGGGUUACAGCUGGUAUCAAUUACUGAAGAAUGUUUGGAUAUUGGAAUAAAAUGCUGUGGGCCAGGUGUACCUUUUAGAGAAAUCGGCUCAAGUAUUUAUAGACAUGCAAAGAGACAUGGCCUAACUGUUAUCCCUUCUGUGUUGGGACAUGGCAUUGGGGAGUAUUUUCAUGGACCUCCUGAGAUAUAUCAUAGUAUCAAUAGGUACCCUGGAGUAAUGAACCCAGGCAUGACAUUUACUAUAGAACCAGCUAUAAGCCAUGGGAGUAAACACACACUGCUACUUGACGAUGGCUGGACUUUAGUCACAGAAGAUGGUUCCAGAUGUGCCCAAGCAGAACACACCGUUUUAAUUACAGAGUAUGGAGCAAAAAUAAUUACCAAAUAAUACUCUCUAACAUUGUGAUAGCUUAGCUUAGUAUUUUUAGUAUUCAAACUACAAAGAUUCAACUGUGAUACCAAUUUGUUGUUUUAGUAUAAUGCAUUAUGAUUUGUAUGGUGGUAUGUUACGAAAUAUUAUUUAAUUUUUGUUUUUGUUGUGUCCAUAGCAUAAUGGUAUUGUUGAUAAGGUUUUAUCAAUUCUAUUAGUGUUUGUAUUGUUGCUUGAAUCUAAUUUAAAUAAAAAUACAUAAAAUAG
This is a messenger RNA of Spodoptera frugiperda (fall armyworm), 1456 nucleotides long. Its product is annotated as methionine aminopeptidase 1D, mitochondrial. Gene Ontology annotation, biological process: proteolysis. The record is from RefSeq and is a predicted model, not a curated record. Gene Ontology annotation, molecular function: metalloaminopeptidase activity. NCBI's taxonomy places the organism in Eukaryota, Metazoa, Arthropoda, Insecta, Lepidoptera, Noctuidae. Bases 299 to 1207 code for a protein of 302 amino acids. The transcript has 7 exons.